CAGCAGCAGCACUCCCCCCUCCCUUCUGGUCGGUGCACACCCUGCAGGCCAGCUGCAGCACAGGGAGCGUGGCCGUGCAGCUCUGCAUGGAACAGGCUGUCCCAGCUCCCGGGGAUGCUGCCGUGCCAGCCUUUAAACACUCCGGUGUCAGCAGAUGCGAUCCCCGAGGAGGGGGAAUUUCCGUCGCCUGCAAGUUCAUGUUUGCUCCAGUCCCGAAGUUAAACCUCGACACCGGAGCUGUUGUUGAGCUUUCCUCCUGGUUUUGAGCGAGGCUGCUGGGUUUAUCAUGGCUUUCUCCUCUGCUUUUUCUUUGUAACUUUGAAUGAAAGGAGGGUGCCAAUGCUCUCACAUGUCUGUGCCCCCACCUGCUGGGGCAGGUUUGCUCUGCUUUGCCAGGGAGCAUCAUUCUGUGAUGGGCGAGCCCAUGAGGUCUUCUGCACACGUGUCCACUCUGUCUCUGCUGUGGCCUUGGGGAUGUGGAAAGAGGGACAGUGAGAGGGAGAUUUACUGGUUUGCCUCCCUAGCUCUAGGGGACAGAUACUUUGAAGUUGUGGAGACUGGUUAUGAGUUCAGGAGGUCCCUCGGGCUGGAUCCAGCAGCACUGAAAUACCYCACAGCAGCUCAACCUGCCUCUUCAGCUCACAGGUUCUGGCYCUUGUCUUGCCUGUUGAACCCAGUUGACAUAAAAGGCCUUUUUAUUUUGGUCCUGCAGCUAUCCUGUGCCAAAUCCCAAUUCUGCUGAAGUCAGUAACAAAACACCCAUUGACUACUGUUGGGCCAGGAUACAAACCCUCAAGGAUGAGGAGUGAAGGAUGGAGAAGAGGAAAAUUAUGUUUCACGUGCYAGAAGUGACACAGAAAGCACUUGCAUAAUUCACUGGAUAGGUUCUCCAAGAAACCCCAGAGAGGUUUGCUUACUUUUGAGAUAUAUGUUGGGGAAAGGAGGAAAGCGGAAGUUUGACGAGCAUGAAGAUGGGUUGGAAGGCAAAGUGGUGUCUCCCACCGACGGUCCCUCUAAGGUGUCUUACACCUUACAGCGUCAGACUAUCUUCAACAUUUCCCUUAUGAAACUUUAUAACCACAGGCCAUUAACCGAGCCAAGCUUGCAAAAGACAGUUUUAAUUAACAACAUGUUGAGGCGAAUCCAGGAAGAACUCAAACAAGAAGGCAGCUUGAGGCCCAUGUUCGUGGCCGCUUCGCAGCCUGCCGACCCUCUCAGCGACAGCUUCCGCGAGGCUCAGCCGGCMUUCAGCCACCUGGCCUCGCCGCCCCUGCUCCCCACCGACUUCGUAAGCACUAUGCCCCUGGAGUCCUGCCUCACCCCAGCCUCCUUGCUCGAGGACGACACUUUUUGCACUUCUCCGGCUGUCCAGCACGAAGGUCCGACAAAGCCGCCACCUCCUGCUCUCCAAGCAGUAAAGGACAGCUUCUCCUCAGCCUUGGACGAAAUCGAGGAGCUUUGUCCAGCACCUACCUCCGCAGAGGCAGUAGCAGCCGAAUCGGCGGCCGAUGACUCUAAAGCUCAGCCCARCGAGUCCAACAUUCACAAGCCCGAGGGCCUCCCGGAGAGCAGAACGGCUGAACCCAAACUCAUGGACCCCCUGCCUGGCAACUUUGAGAUAACAGCUUCCACAGGUUUCCUCACAGACUUGACCCUGGAUGACAUUCUGUUCGCUGACAUUGAUACGUCCAUGUACGAUUUUGACCCCUGCACGUCUGCCACGGGGGCCGCCUCAAAAAUGGCUCCCGUCUCAGCAGAUGAGCUCCUAAAAACUCUCGCUCCGUACAGCAGUCAACCAGUAACUCCAAAUCAGCCUUUCAAAAUGGAUCUCACAGAACUGGAUCACAUCAUGGAGGUGCUUGUUGGGUCUUAAAAUAUUAGAAAUAUAGCAACUUUCUUCUUUUUUUUUUUUUUUUUUUUUUUUUUUAAACUUUAAGUACCAGUAUAUACACUUGGUAGUAUUUCCAUAGUCCUUCCCAGCCCCGAAUCACAGCACUGUGCAUGCAUCCUUGCUUGCCUUUUUUGAAAAGAAAAGGAUCACACUAGUUUUUGCUUCGAGCAGAGUUGGAGUGCCUUCAUCCAUGUAUGACCACUUCUAAUGUAUUUUUUUUAAAGUGGUUCCUCAAGGAAGACCGAAUAUCCUGGUAUAGGAAAGAAUAUGUAUUGUAGACAAUGUUACGUUAUUACAAAAAAAAAAAAAAAAAAAAAAGAAAAAAAGGAAAAAAAAAGGAAAAAAAGGUAAAAGCUAAGCACAAGGAUUAUGUUGGGGAAAGCUGUAAAUUGCAUGUGCAUACUUGUCUAUUUUUUCUAUAAGUUUUAUUGCAAGAGGUAAAAAAUUUUAUUAUUUAGAUAAUCUCAAUACCAUUUUAGCCCUGUAUAGGUUGACUUUAGCAAUUCAGCCUUUUGGAGGCAUUAACCUGCUCCUCUUUAAGUGUUGCAUUUACAUGGCUGUUUAGAAACUGCUGCCCAAAUUUAUUUUAUAUUUUUGUACAGAUUCUGCAGUUUAUGAUAUUGUUUUUUCUAAAAACAAAUGCUGUUUAUACACACAAAAAAAUAGCUAUUUUGAUAGGAUUUGCUCACAUAGUUCCUGCAUAAUUCAGAUGUACAAGAACCACUUGUACUUUUAUACAGAGUUGUAAUGUUUUAUAUGUGUAUGGUGCAAAGAGAAAAUUGGAUCAAAUAAGCCUGCAGUCGGUUUCCCUGAAUGCAAACAAAAAAAAMMAAAAAAAAGUGCUUUAAGAAAGGGCUGGGAGCUGCUUCUGUCGGAGUUUCACAAGUGUUUGCUCCCUGCUGUACCCACUGCGCGCUACUGUGAUUCCUGAAACUUAAACUUAGAGCCAUGUCCUUUUCCAACACGUAUGUGAAGCAGUUGGCAGGAAACAAUUGUGGAACUUGACCCCCGAGGUCCUGAGCGCCGCCGUGGCCGCAGCUCCCGCCCCGGGACUGGGCACCGUCCCCAGGCCCCCAUCCAUUGGAGCCUUAACCCGGCGGAGAUCGGCGCCUCCUCACCCGGAGCUCCUGGGAAUGAGCCCACCGAGAGCCCCGUGGCAUCUCCCUGACUGACGGGCGCGGGCGGAGGAGCGGGGCUGGGAGCGCCCGCUCGCCCUUUCUUGGAGCAUUUCUCCUCCCCUCUCCCACCUCACUGUGCUAAGUGCUGAAAAAGGCAACUUCAGUAUUACUGCAGUGAAGCUCAUCUCGUACCUGCACUGGAUGGACUCUCUUCGAUAUCCAUUGCUGUCGAAACUGGAGCCAGUCGUGUGACACCACUUGGCAUCUCCUGUAGAGUUGGGUUCUUGUAUCGACUGUGUUACCUGCUUUACACUUUAUAGACCCGUUUUACAACCAAUAUACAGACACAGCUUUCUAUGCAUGGUCCCCUUCCCCGUAACACCUGAGAAGUCUUCUUACUGCACCGAUAGCUUUUUUUUUUUUUUUUCCUCCUAAGUUCAUUGUGGUGUACAUUUAAUUUAAAAAGAAAAAAAAUGUUUGCAAUGUAUCAUGCCUAUUGCUGAAGUUGCUAUGGCAUUUUAGUUUUCCAAUGGUACUUUAGUUGUCGAGUGCCGGUUACAACCUAUAUUGUUGACAUGCCUACGGCUUCUUUAGGAAUAACUUUUAUAUUUAUUUAAGAAAUUUUAAAUUAUGUUUUACGUCAUUUGGCAAUAUUCAGUCAAUUCUGCUCCCUUCUUGUCAUGGAUGAAAUUGGGUCUUGCCUGCCUUUGAAGGAGGCGGCUUUUUAUGAAUUGGCACUUUAAAACAGGCCAUAUAUAUUUAUUAGUGUAUAGAUAGAUGUAACGUAGAUAUGCACACGGACACAGGAUGAGAGCAAAUACAUUUUUGCAAUGAAGGAACUCCUGAUGGAAAUGCAAUGCAUCACGUUCAGCUGCRAAAAGGCGCUUCUGGCUCCCAGUUCAUCUGCCAGGGAGAGACGGGGCUGGGGGAGGAGUGGGGACACUGGCCCAGGGUGGGUGCGUUUGCUUUUUUCUUUUUCCCAAGCUGAAGCUUUGGGAUGUUGAUGGAUUUGCAGUCAUUACACAGACUGAAGAGAAAGGAAGUUAUUGCUUCAAACAGAAAACCAUUGACCAAGUGUAGCUUUGGGACCAGGGGAAGGGAGGGUGRGGAGGAGGGGGACAGCUCCGGCUCCCACCCAGCCCUUGUUCCACAGCAGUCCUGGGCCCUUGCAGAACCCACAGCCCUGCCUGACCCUGCAYCUCGAGUACCUGGGAACACACCCUGCACGAACCUGGAACAGCACCUGGCUCACUUGGGAGGCACUUGCCUGAUUUUUGUAGGCAAAAACUGAUUUGCAGGGCGCUGGAGCUGCCUGGUUUUGGGAUUACCUCUGUAAUUACUCAAAUCCCACCUGCUAGGCAAAAGCUCCCYUCAGUGCCAUUUUUGGACCCCUGUGCUGUUCCGUGGGGUCAGUUGAAGGUUUUGUAUGCAGAGAGCAGGAGCCGARCCCUAAAUCCACUUUGCCACUUCUGGGCUGUGUCUAUGGCUCCUUGGUGCUCCUGUGCAGAGUCCAUAUAGGAAUCCCACAGGACAAAAACAUGACUUUUGGGACUCAGCAAGAGGUUGGUGCAAGCCAUGGUGGGAAGGCAGAGCUGUGGCUUUCUCCCUGCACUGUCUCGAGCUGGGCCUGUGCCGUGGUCCCAACAGCAACCAUGCAUGGAAUUUCUCUGAGACCUACACCAGGGAUGGAGUUGACAUUAACGUGCAAUGAAGUGACAAGAUGGGAGCAGAAUAAGAGAGCUUUGGAUUUGAAGUGAUUU
This is a messenger RNA of Malurus melanocephalus (red-backed fairy wren), 4769 nucleotides long. It is a transcript of the gene SERTAD2, whose product is annotated as SERTA domain containing 2. Gene Ontology annotation, molecular function: transcription regulator activity. Gene Ontology annotation, cellular component: nucleus. Bases 929 to 1873 code for a protein of 314 amino acids. NCBI's taxonomy places the organism in Eukaryota, Metazoa, Chordata, Aves, Passeriformes, Maluridae. The transcript has 2 exons. The record is from RefSeq and is a predicted model, not a curated record.